AUGGAGGAGCGGGAUGGCGACGACUAUCCAGCGCCUGUGAGGCCAUUUGGUACAGACGAAACGGACCAGCAGACGCAAUCCAUGUUCAAGCGCACCUACGCACGCUUCCGCGAAGAACUACCCGAGUACGACUUUCUCGAGAGCUUCACGCCCUUCCACAGCAGUUAUGACGCCUGGCACUUCUUUGGAACGAAGCGAAGCAAAGCCGUGCCGCAUGGUGGUAAAACGAGCACGACGUCAGGGUCUACGCCGACCACAUCGAAUUACAACUACGCCGAAUCAGACGAAACGGAGAAAGAGAAGGAUGUCUAUGUCGUCGCACGCGUCUCCGUCCAUUCGCUGCGGCUCGAGCGAGAGUACAAAGUUCUGCAAAAGCUGGUGGCAGAAUCGGAUCCGGAAUGCCGGCAUGUCGUAAGGCCGCUGCAAUUCGUUCGGCUGCCCGCUCGGCAACAUGGGGAUGUGCCAAUGGCGGUCUCGCUCGUUGAAGCACCGGGCAAGAGUGUUUUACACGAGCUUGUGGAGUUUGGACCGAACUUUUACGCAGGAUCGCCAGAUUCUCCGCAGAUCCAGAGACAAGGCCAGUUCCCGCUGUUGAUGUUCCUCGAUUUUGCGAUUGGUGCUUGCGAGAGUUUGGAGAUUCUGCAUCAUGGGCAAGAGCUGGUCCACGGCGAGAUCAGACCCGAUGCUUUCCACUUCCACAAGGACACCUGUGUUGUUCGGAUGAUCAACUUUGGCUCUGGAGCAAGAAGUUUCGAGCGAGGCUUGACAUCUGCUGGCUGGGCGAGUCUGGUUUCGGAGCGCGGCGUACAGCACAAGCUUCAAUUUAUUGCACCGGAACAAACUGGACGCUUACCAGCUGAGCCAGAUUCGCGAACAGAUAUAUACUCUCUUGGAGUGCUUUUCUGGACGAUGUUAACGGGCAUGCCGGCCUUCGAAGGGAAGACGCCUCUGGAUAUUAUGCAGAAUGUUCUUUCUAGGAGGAUCCCUCCUGCUCAUACGCAACGUCGAGAUAUCCCGGAAGCACUGAGUGCGGUGCUCACCAAGAUGUCAUACCGAAGCAUGGACGAUCGCUACAACAGCAUCACCGGCGUAAAACACGACCUUCAGUCGAUAAAGCGGAUCAUGGUUGAUGCUGACAAAGAAGCUCUGGAGAAGUUCAAGGUUGGAACGACAGACAUAUCAUGUUUCUUCAAUCUCCCUACUCAGCUCGUUGGCCGCGACGACCAAAAGCAGACUAUCCUGGCUGUCAUCGAAAAGGCCGCCCAACGGUCAGCUCGUGCCGCCCCGAUCGCGCGCAAAGGGCUGUACAGCUUAAGUUCCCGGACCUCGAUGUGGUCCAGCGAUCGAGCCGACAUUUCCUUGCUCGAAGAUAUAAUCAGUGACAGUACUUCUUCCAACGAACGCGACCGCGAUUCACGACUGAACUCGAUUCCAGAGAUGUCGCCUUUCGACGUCGUCCGGAAUAAGCGCAUGUCUCCUAGAAACGGCAGCGUAGGGUCUUCUACCAACUCAAUGGUUGACGAAUCAGAUUACAAGCCUUUACAAGAGACCAGGUCAUCGCAAGACAGUCGUGGAUCCGUGAUGGAUAAUAGCUCAGUCCAGCGAUCAACGUCCAACCACCAGCUGAACGGCGACGCUAGCUCGCUGAUGCGGACAGCCCAAAAGCUGAAACGGAAGGGACGAACUGAGCUCGUUGCGAUAUGCGGCGCCGCAGGCUUCGGCAAGUCAAGUCUUGUCCAGAGCAUCACUCCCGCAGCUCGACGACAUGGCUACUUCACUUCGGCCAAGUUCGAUCAGAUUAAGACCACGCCGUUUCAGCCAGUGAUACAGCUCAUGUCGUCUCUGUUCCGGCAGAUCUUCUCCGAGCACGAUGUCAGUACACCUUUCCACGACAACAUUCGGACAUUCGUCAAGCCAUUUUGGGGCGUCCUGCACUCGUACCUGCAGUUACCUGUCUGGUUGCUGACAUCGUCGGCUGGUGGCUCAGGCAUGAGCAAAUCUUCUAUGACACCGAAUUCGAUGCUGAACGGUGCGGCUCCGGAACAGAGAAAGAUGUGCAGCCAGCAGUCGACUUCCGACUGGUUGCGCGCCGGUGGGUCGAACAAGGCGUCGAGGUUUAUGCACAUCUUUCUGGACACCUUGAGGCUCCUGGCAGUGCAAAAAUUCAUCUGCUUCUGUCUGGACGAUCUCCAGUUCGCCGAUCAAGAAAGUCUGGAGCUGCUGCAACUCAUCGUCUCAGCGCACAUUCCUAUCGUCCUGAUUGUCACACAUCGCGGAGAUGACUCGCUGACAGGCAAGACCAAGCAAAUCGUCAGCCGGGCUACAAAAGUAGAGCUGGGACCUUUCACGGACGAUGAGACUGCACAAUAUUCCUCGGAAACGCUCCACCGGCCCAAAGAGUACUGCAUGCCAUUGGUGGCAGUCGUACAGGAAAAGACCAGUGGCAACCCAUUCUUCGUACGUGAGAUGAUGGAUGCAGCGUAUCGGAAGAAAUGCCUCUACUACUGUUGGAAGUGCUCACAGUGGGAGUACAAUCUCGACAGGCUGUUCCAACAUUUCUCAAGUCCUGACGGCAGCCGCUUCUCCUCGAACGACUUCAUCGUGCGACGAUUGAAGGAGCUCCCAAUCGAUACGCAGUCGCUCCUGGCUUGGGCCGCUAUUAUUGGGAACAGCUUCUCCUACAAUAUUAUCCAACUGGUCAUGCGCUGCGACUGCUCAAGUUCGGUCCCUGCUCAUCUGAUACCUCCACGGACUGAUGAUGCGGUAGCAGCACUACAGACUGCGAUUCAAGGUUUCGUCCUGGUCACCACUGAAGAAGAGGAUAGGUUCCGCUUCGCUCACGAUAGGUAUGUCGCUGCGGCAGAAGCGCUCUGCGCUGCUUAUGACAAGGAGGAGAUGCAUUUCGUUGUCGCAGCGGCCAUGUUGAAGCAUGAGCCGUACGACCCAGUCAACUCGCCGUCAACCGUGCUGUUCACGCAAGCACAUCACGUCUGUGAGUCGCUCGCUGUCAUCAAGAAGCGAGUCUCGCAUCGUGCGUCCUACCGAGACCUGCUCUACCAAGCCGCCGAGUCCGCGCGUGAUUCUGGCGCUCGCAGAUCAGGUCUUUACUACUUCAAGUGCUGCAUUAAUCUACUGCAGGACGAGCCAUGGCGUGAUGGCGAAGACUGCAGCUAUUCCGAGACUUUGGCACUGUUCACUAGGGCAGCUGAGGCUUGCUUGCAGUCCGGCGACUUCAACUCUGCAGGCUUGUGUUUGAGGCCCAUCUUCAAGAACGCGCGAGAUGCUACUGAUAAGGCACCGGCGUCCAUCAUCUGCAGCCGCAUCUCUACGGCACAAGGUAGAGCCAAUGCUGCGUUUUGCAGGCUCAAGGAUGCAUUGGAAGAGCUCGGUGUUGAGAUUCCCGACUGCACGUGGGAAGAGUGCGACGAAGAGUUCCACAGGCAUCUCGACCUCCUUCGUGGCAGGGAGCCCGACUUCACAGCCGCCGCUACUACUACGGAUCGCACCUUAUCUGUCAUCGGCGCAGUACUGACCGAACUCUCCAGCACCACUUUCUGGAUGGAUUCUCUGCUGUUCUACCAAGCCAAUCUCCGCAUGCUCAAUUUGUAUCUCGAACGCGGCCUCUUUCCCCAGGCCGGCGUGGGCUUCGUGCACUUUGCUAGCAUCGCUGUGUACCGCUUUAGCCUCGUCCAGGUCGGACUCGAGUUCGGCAACACGGCACUUCGGAUUUUUGACCAUUUCGAAAGUGAGAUCUACACUGUCGGAAGAGGCUUGACGCUGCAUGCACUGUUUCUUGGCCAUCUCCAGCAGGAGAUGAGAGACAAUUACGCCGCGCUGAACAAAGGGCUUGAAGCGGCUGCGGCUGCUGGUGACAAUUACCUGCACAUUCUCAACAAGGGCAUCCUAGCUGCUUACCAAGUCUGGGGCGGUGGGAACUUUGCAGAGAUCGAAGCAUAUGUCCAGUCGGUCGGCGAGGAGUUUCCCGACUGGCACGAGGACAUUCGAGGUGGUGUGUUCCUUACCGGAAUCCGACAGUACUGCAGAGCGCUGCAAGGGAAGACGAACUGGAAGUCUGCAAAAGAGAUCUUCUGCGACGACAUCCACGACACCGAAAGUUACUACAGGGCCGUGGAGGCCAAGACAUCGCAUCCCAAGCGCGGCCUGCAGGUCUACAAGGUCUACCUCCUUGCGACGCUGUACCGGUUCGGACACUACAAGGAAGCGCUCGAACUGGGGGAGACGCUGCUCAACGACGCCGAGAACCUCUGGUGCAUGCGGUACACGUACUCGACAUACUUCUUCGUGUCCAUGAGCCUCCUGUCAACGCUUCGCGAGGACCCAGAACACAAAGACCAAGAAGCGAUCCUGAAGCGUGUCAGUGACCUCAAGGCUCGCAUCGAAGUCGUCUCCAGCGUGAAUCCAGUUAACUACUUCACGCUGCUGAAGUGCAUCGAUGCUGAGACCUGCGAUGCGAUGGAAAAGUACGGCUCCUGCCUCAAGCACUACGAGGAAGCCGUCAAUCACGCCAUCGUGCACGGCUUGUCGCUCGAUGAAGCGCUUUCGCUGGAACUCUACGGUGAUUUCCUGCAACGACGAGGCGCAUCAAAGCCCGCCCGAUCGACUAUCGUGGAUGCUAUCGCAGCAUACCGCAGGAUUGGCGUCACUGCUAAAGCGGAUCAGCUCGCCGACCGCUUCGCUUUCCUGCUGUACGGCACGCGGUCCCUGUCGAUGAUGGACGCCGGCACGCAGACGGAGAUCAUGGACGCGGAGCCGACUUCGUACCAACUGGAGAAGAUGGCGAGCCAUCAGAUCGAGCAGAGCUCCGUGGACCGCGCGCAGGCAUGGCUGGAUCCGCAUUCGGCUGGUACACCGCAUCCGUCGAAGCAGCCGGCGCCGCAGUUGUCUGGAGGGCUGUCGGCUGCGGGGCUGGAUAUGAUCGAUCUGACUAGUAUUCUGGAGUCGUCGCAGCUGCUGUCUUCGGAGUUGAAUGUCGAUAAGCUUUUGUCGAAGCUGACGGAGAUUAUCGUUGAGUCUACCAGUGCUGAUUUGUGCGGCAUCUGUGUCGAAGAUAAUACAGGGAGGUGGUAUAUCGCGGCGACGAAUUCUGCGGAUGGGUUCCCGACACCGCCGGCUGGGAGGCUGCUGGAAAACAUCGACGAUCCGGUUGGGAAGCAAGUCACGCUGUACACCUUACGCUUCAAAGAGCAGGUCUUCUUACGGAACGUCCUGGAUGACGAACGCUUCGCCAACGUGCCACAGUGGUGGCUGGAAGCCAAUCCGGAAGGAGUCUCAACCAUUGCCCUCCCCAUCCUGCACGGCAACAGCGUCCUCAUGGGCAGUGUCUACUGUCAAGCACCGCCCAACAUCUUCACUGAGCGCACGGUGACUCUGCUCAAACUGCUCGUCAAUCAGAUUGCAAUUUCCAUCGCCAACGCUCUGCUCUUCAAGCGGGCGGAGAAGGUGUCGGCUAGCAACUCUUCGAUGCUCGAGGUGCAGAAGCAGGCUCUUGCCCAGGCACGCGAGGCGGAGAAGAAGGCCAAGGCUGCUGAGGCGAAAGCCAUGGAGAUGGUUCGACUCAAAGACGAAGCGGCGAAGGCGAAAAGCAUGUUCUUGGCGAACGUCUCGCAUGAGCUGCGGACACCGCUCAAUGGCGUCAUUGGCAUGAGCGAGAUGUUGAAGGGAACACCGCUAAACAAGGAGCAAGAGGACCAUGCGGACUCGAUCCGGGUAUGUGCGGAUACACUGUUGAGCGUCAUCAACGACAUCUUGGACUUCAGCAAGCUGGAAGCUGGCAAGAUGCAGGUCUUCUCGGUGCCGCUGUCGUUGAAUGAGACGAUCAGUGAAGUGGUCAGGGCGCUGUCGUACACGAACGUGGAGAAGAGUCUGCAUACGAUUGAGGAGCUGGACAUCGACCCGAAGCUGAUUGUGUACGGCGAUCCCGUCCGGCUGCAUCAGAUUCUGAUGAACUUGAUGUCGAACGCGUACAAGUUCACUUCGCAAGGCCAAGUCACAGUCAAGGCGAAGGCCGAUUACGAGGACAAGGAGUCUAUCAAGGUGACCAUCUCGGUCAUCGAUACUGGUAUUGGUAUCACCGGCGAGCAGCAGAAGAAGCUAUUCCUCCCUUUCUCGCAGGCGGACUCGAGCACUGCGCGCAGCUAUGGUGGCACUGGUCUGGGUCUGUCGAUUUGCAAAGCCAUCAUUGAGAAUGUCAUGCGUGGCCGUAUCUGGCUUGAGAGUACCCCAGGUGUGGGUACUACUGUCUCGUUCAGUAUGUCGUUCAAGAAGGUCAAGUCGACAACAAACGGCGAGCCGAACGGCAAGAUCACGCCCACGGGCAGAGAAGCGGAUCCCAUGGCCAUCUUCACCCCACCCGCAGAGGAUGGCGAGAACAAGCGCCCCUUUGGAAGUCUGGCCGGCAUUCCGCGCGAUCAGUUGAAAGUCUGUAUUGCAGAAGACAACCCGAUCAAUCAGAAAAUCGCCAUCAGCUUCGUCAAGAAACUCGGCUUCAGCUGCGAAGCCUACGGCGAUGGCCAACAAGCUGUCGAUGCCCUUGGUCGCGCAAGCGACGACAACCACCCCUUCCAUCUUGUCCUGAUGGACGUCCAGAUGCCUGUUCUCGACGGCUACAACGCCACCCGCGCCAUCCGCAACCACGCCGACAAGCGUGUGCGCGAAAUCCUCGUCAUCGCCAUGACCGCCAGCGCCAUCCGCGGGGAUCGCGAGAAGUGUCUCGAAGCGGGCAUGAACAACUACCUCGCCAAACCCGUUCGCGCGGACACGCUGAAGCAGAUGCUGGAGAGUUAUCUCAACCAGCCUGAACGGGCUAUGCCGAAUUUGCAGGAGGAGGCGAACGAUCUGGUCAACAGCACGUUAUCGAAGGAGUCGCAGGAGGAUGGGGCGGAUCCAACACAUUUGGCGCCUAACGGAAAGGCUGGGAGUGAGAGGCCUAAGAGCCCAGAUCGCAGGAUUACGGAGAGGCACUUGAGGCCUGAGGAGAUGGUGCAGAAGGCAAAGGAUAUGCCGAUGGCGAAUCGGCUUAAGGAGUCUGUGAAGGGCAAGGUUGAGGGAGAGGGUGGGACGUAG
Molecule: messenger RNA, 7083 nt
Organism: Saxophila tyrrhenica
Lineage: Eukaryota; Fungi; Ascomycota; Dothideomycetes; Mycosphaerellales; Extremaceae
Gene: CHK1
Product: Chk1 protein kinase
Exons: 1
Coding region: 1-7083 (2360 amino acids)
Biological process (GO): phosphorelay signal transduction system; protein autophosphorylation
Cellular component (GO): plasma membrane
Molecular function (GO): protein binding; phosphorelay sensor kinase activity; histidine phosphotransfer kinase activity
Source: RefSeq, a predicted model, not a curated record